Jaculus jaculus (lesser Egyptian jerboa) is the source of this 1295-nucleotide messenger RNA. Its product is annotated as solute carrier family 25 member 36. The transcript is spliced from 2 exons. Gene Ontology annotation, biological process: pyrimidine nucleotide import into mitochondrion. Gene Ontology annotation, molecular function: pyrimidine nucleotide transmembrane transporter activity. NCBI's taxonomy places the organism in Eukaryota, Metazoa, Chordata, Mammalia, Rodentia, Dipodidae. The coding region runs from base 74 to 1009 and encodes 311 amino acids. Gene Ontology annotation, cellular component: mitochondrion. The record is from RefSeq and is a predicted model, not a curated record.
CGACGCUGCUGGCCGUGGCGGCUAGCUGGACCCGCGCCCCGCCUCAGCGCCCGGGGGUCAUGCAGCAGAGAGGAUGAGCCAGAGGGACACGCUGGUGCAUCUGUUUGCCGGGGGAUGCGGUGGCACAGUGGGAGCUAUCCUGACAUGUCCACUGGAGGUUGUGAAAACACGACUGCAGUCAUCAUCUGUGACGCUCUACAUCUCUGAAGUUCAGCUGAACACCAUGGCUGGAGCCAGUGUUAACCGAGUGGUAUCUCCUGGUCCUCUCCACUGCCUAAAAGUGAUCCUGGAAAAAGAGGGGCCUCGCUCUUUGUUUAGAGGAUUGGGCCCCAAUUUAGUAGGGGUGGCCCCUUCUAGAGCCAUAUACUUUGCUGCUUACUCAAACUGCAAGGACAAGUUGAAUGGUAUUUUUGAUCCUGAGUCUACCCAGGUACACAUGAUUUCAGCUGCCAUGGCAGGUUUUACUGCCAUCACUGCCACCAACCCCAUUUGGCUCAUUAAGACUCGGUUACAGCUCGAUGCAAGGAACCGUGGGGAAAAGCAAAUGGGUGCUUUUGAAUGUGUUCGUAAAGUAUAUCAAGCAGAUGGACUGAGAGGGUUUUACAGGGGCAUGUCUGCUUCAUAUGCCGGCAUAUCGGAGACUGUUAUCCACUUUGUUAUUUAUGAAAGCAUAAAGCAGAAACUCCUGGAAAGGAAGACUGCUUCUGUGAUAGACAGUGACGAAGAGUCUGUGAGGGAAGCAUCCGACUUUGUGAGAAUGAUGUUAGCUGCUGCCACCUCAAAGACUUGUGCCACAACUGUAGCAUAUCCACAUGAAGUUGUAAGAACAAGACUACGUGAAGAAGGAACAAAAUACAGAUCAUUUUUUCAGACACUGUCUUUGAUUGUUCAAGAAGAGGGCUAUGGGUCUCUCUACCGUGGUCUAACAACUCACCUGGUGAGACAGAUUCCAAAUACAGCCAUUAUGAUGGCCACCUAUGAAUUGGUGGUCUACCUACUCAAUGGAUAGCACAUGGGCUGCUGUGCUACUGCAAGGGAAGACCAAAAGAUCACAGAGGACCAUGGAAUGUCAGAGCCAGCAUGGUGGACAGAAGAAAAGUAGCUUGGGAACAUGCUUCAGUGAAGUUUGGUUGUAGGAAUAAGGUGACUGUACCACAUUACCUAGGUUUUCAGUAAUGUGAGCAAGCUCUGGGCGACCUCUAAGGAAAUGCUUUAAGAAGCAUUCCUUUCUCAAAAUUGCCAUUUUCUCUACCAUGUUGACCAGAUGUGGUUGUAUUUUAUUAAUUUAUGGCAUU